Mastomys coucha (southern multimammate mouse) is the source of this 9029-nucleotide messenger RNA. It is a transcript of the gene Zdhhc21, whose product is annotated as zinc finger DHHC-type palmitoyltransferase 21. NCBI's taxonomy places the organism in Eukaryota, Metazoa, Chordata, Mammalia, Rodentia, Muridae. Gene Ontology annotation, biological process: protein targeting to membrane; peptidyl-L-cysteine S-palmitoylation. The transcript is spliced from 10 exons. Gene Ontology annotation, molecular function: protein-cysteine S-palmitoyltransferase activity. Gene Ontology annotation, cellular component: endoplasmic reticulum; Golgi apparatus. The coding region runs from base 547 to 1344 and encodes 265 amino acids. The record is from RefSeq and is a predicted model, not a curated record.
GGUCUUUCGGCCCUCGGCGGCUCCCAUCGCAGCUCCGGGGCGCGAAGCGGAGACGGCGACGGCGGCCGUGCCUCCGCGCGGGCGCGCGGGCAUGCUGACACCCACUCGGCCGGUCCCGGCGCCUCGGCUCCCGGAAGCGGAAGGGGAGCACGGCCCGGCCUGGGCGGCAGAGGCUCGGAGCCGAGUGGAGAGCGGCGGAGCGGGCGGCGGUACUUACAGAGAACCGGUAUUGAAGGGAGGCCGAUAUGAUGGAAUAUGAAAUGUAAAGGAAUAAACAAAAGAAUGACUCAAGAAGAUAGCACUUCUAAAUGCAAGUGCCAAAAAAAUCACAAUUCAUCUCAGUGAAUUUGCAAGUGUGUGAAUUGCAGACAUCAGGAUUGUUCUCUUUAAGUAAAGUUCAGAAUUGGCUUAUAGUUUUGACUGUGUAAAGCUUCACAUACAUAGCACAGAAUGCCUUAAUCUUAAGUAUACUUUUCCUGAGUUUGAUGAAUGUUUGAUAAAGGAUUGUCUUGCCUGUGGGCUGGCAGGCAGUUAUAGGACUGCAGAAUGGGUCUUCGGAUUCACUUUGUUGUUGACCCACAUGGUUGGUGCUGCAUGGGCUUGAUUGUCUUUGUCUGGUUAUACAAUAUUGUUAUAAUUCCCAAAAUUGUCCUCUUUCCUCACUAUGAAGAAGGACAUAUUCCUGGCAUUUUAAUAAUAAUAUUCUAUGGCAUUUCCAUAUUUUGUCUGGUCGCCCUAGUGAGGGCCUCCUUAACUGAUCCUGGAAGACUCCCUGAAAAUCCCAAGAUCCCACAUGCAGAGCGCGAGCUGUGGGAACUGUGCAACAAGUGUAACUUGAUGAGGCCGAAGCGCUCCCAUCAUUGCAGCCGCUGUGGCCACUGCGUGAGGAGGAUGGACCACCACUGUCCGUGGAUAAACAAUUGUGUGGGUGAAGACAACCAUUGGCUCUUCCUGCAGUUGUGUUUCUACACUGAGCUGCUUACUUGCUACGCACUGAUGUUUUCUUUCUGCCAUUAUUAUUAUUUUCUGCCACUAAAAAAGCGUAAUUUGGACCUCUUUGUUGUUCGACAUGAGCUGGCUAUCAUGAGACUAGCUGCCUUCAUGGGCAUUACUAUGUUAGUGGGGAUAACUGGACUCUUUUAUACACAACUGAUUGGGAUCAUUACAGAUACAACAUCUAUUGAAAAAAUGUCAAACUGUUGUGAAGAAAUAUCGCGGCCCCGAAAGCCAUGGCAGCAGACCUUCUCAGAAGUUUUUGGCACUCGUUGGAAGAUCCUGUGGUUCAUUCCUUUCAGGCAGAGGCAACCACUGCGAGUUCCCUACCACUUUGCCAAUCACGUCUAAACAGAUGGAUGGUGGGCACAGAUGGGUCCUCCAUGCUGGAAAUGCGUUACAGGUUUAAGAGAAUAGAACUAUGACAGUCUUCAAGUCAAUUAAAAUCCACCCACCAAUCUUAGGCAUCAUAAUGUGCCCCAGGCUUCAUUUUAAUAGUGAUCUUGAUCCUGUUGUGGGACUAAUACAAGAUCUAUAUUUAAGUUUUAAAAGCAUGUUUACUUUUAAAUUAGCCUUCCACCAGGAUUUCUUUAAAUGCGUCUGUUACUAAACUCAAAAGGCAGUGAUUAAGAUAAAACAAUUGUACAUAAAUUUUCUUCAGUACUCACAAUAUUUUAAAUUUUAAUUUAUAGGAAAUUUGAGAUGUUUUAUGUUUACCUUUAAGCAGUACUAACCAAAUUUGAAUUUAAUUCGUCAAGUUUACAAAACUGGAUACACUUUGUUAUGUGCAAAUUUUCUUUUUUGAAUAUAAGUUGAAAUGUUAUUACUAUUUGCUUUUAUAUGUGCUGCAAGGUUUUUACAAUGCAGUGAACAACAAGGGGCAGUGCCUGCUUAGGAGCCACUCUCUGAUGCUCUUCUUUCCUCCUUAAAACCACAGACGACACCAUGUGUGUAGUGCACCAACUACUACCUUAUCGUAAGGGAGAGAGUACCUUUCCCUUCUGCUGCAAUCAUUGAUUGCUAUUAGAAUAUUUGCUCCCAGGAGAAUUGUGUGUCCAGUCAGGCAUGUAUUCCUGUUUUACCAUAUGAUUCUAAUGACUGAAGAGGGUAGAAAGUUUGCAAUAAUUCCAGUUACUUCUUCAAGUGCAGUUAUAUUAGAAAGCAAAUGUUUUAAAAUGCUAAACUGGAUGCUGUGUAAUAUACAAUGUAAAGAGGAAAACUGUGCUUUUUAUUUAUCUGCCAGUAGAUCUCACUAUACACAUUGGAGAUUUAUAUAUUAUAGGAUAGAUACUGGUCAAUUCAUAUCAAAGUUUAAAAGUAGGUCACUAAAUUUAUAUACCAGUAAUCACCCAAGUUGAAAUUGAAUUUCCAUUGGCCAGUUAUAAUUUGCAUCACUCUAGAGACCUUUUAUUAAUGUCAGGAAAUUAUCGUAAAAUAGAAUGAUCUAUGGCAGUGAGGGUCCCUUAACAAACAUGAGCCUUUUGUAUACAAAGACAUUUUGUAUGACUUAAUUUUUUUCAUUUAGAAUACUGCAAAUCUAUAUGUUUGUGUGCUUUGUGAUCUUUUCCCUGAAAAAAAUAUUGAACAAAUCUACCAUUCUUGAACCAUAUACAUACUUUUCUUAUAAGUAGUUGUAAAGUAAGGAAUCAUAGUUGGGAAAUACUGUGGCUAGUUCUUUCAGAUACUGUAAAUGUCUUAUAAAAUAUUCUGAAUAGAAUAAUCUCUUUGCAGAAAUAUUAAUACCAUAUUUUCAUGUUCUAAUUAUGUCUAUUAUUUAAAAACUUAGAAGUGGCAGAUGAAAAUAUUUAUUGGUGCUAAGACAUAUAGUAAGUUUAAUAUAAGAAACAUUUAUAAAGGUUAGGAAACAUUAGGGGCUGGAUUUUGUGUAAGCUGAUUGACUAAGCUUGCCAAUGACAGUUACUAAAGGAAGUGGUGUAUAUAUAAUGUUGGGAGAUAGAAGUUGAAUGCCAUCAGCUGUAUAUAUUCAGUUCACUCAAGACCUGGAGCAUCCAUAGCAGAGCCAAAUGAAAGCCCAGUAUGGAGCUUUGUAGACUGCUUCAUACUUCUGGAGCAGGUAGCUCAGACACAAGGUAAUGGGGAUGACUACUUCCCCAUGCUGGUGGAGAUCCGUGGGUUAGAUCCGCUUACAUUACCACUUCUGGGCCCAUUAUCUUCCCUUUCUCUUUACUCUCCCCAGUCCUGACUCCUCUCUGCAGUUUCCUAACUAGUCAUUGUACUUAAUGCACUAGUUUGAUCCACAGAAAUGCUGUUUUGAUGUAUUUACAUAAGAAUCUAUAUUGCAGUAUAUCUAUAUAUACUUACAUAGUAUUGUCAAAUGUAUUUGUCUAACCCCUGGAAGGGUUUGUAACCACUAUUUAGAUUCCUAGAGAAAAGCCUGUUGGCCGUUUCCUAGGGAUUAAGCUCCCAUGUUCUUUCUGCGCCCUCUUUUGGCUAAUUGAUGUAAUUAUCCUGGCUCUUGAGGCUUUUACUAUCCUGUUAGUGGGUUGUAUCGCCAAUCUGUGAACAUGCCAGAGAUAUACACUUAUAGGAACAUAUGUAUAAAAAUGUAAAGUUUUAUAAAAAUUGAAAAUGAAUGUGUUAUUGUUGGUGAUGUUCCUUCUAGGUAAACUGCUUGGCUUCAUGUAUGUAUAUUCUUGUACACUUUUUACUGUCAGUCACAAAUUUUGAUUAGGAUAAGCUAUUUCAUGUAUUUUACUUUAAACCUUAUUUUGGCAACUCAUUUUGUUGGCAUUAUAAAGACUUACUUAAAAUACUAUUUUAUUACAAAACAGAACAUUUAUUAGAGUUGCUGUGGUUACUGUGUUAUCUGGUAUGUUUUACUGAGUAUUAAAAAAGGUACCUUUAAUUUUUUUUCAAUUAAAUUUUGGGAUGGUCCCCUUCCACACACACACAGGCUCAGUUGCCUUAAAAUAACUAGUAAUUGGUUAAUAAUACAAUUUUUCUUUGCUUUUUAAAAAACCUUCUCAGUGAGAGUUAGCCCUGUAGAUUCAAUAGCCCCUUUAUUUGUCCCUUUGAGUAACCACGGGGAUAACUGCUUAGGAAACAAUGGGGCAAGGAGAUUGCCCCUUCGUCUCUACAUUGCAUUGAGGUAUUUAUAAACUUCCCGUUUAAUUUUAGCAAAAUGUGUGUUAACUGAUAUUUUUACAUUAGCAAAGUCACCUCUUGGGAUUCUGCGGUUAAAAUGUUAAGACCAGGCUGCAGAUACUUGGUGAACAAUUAGAGUUGGGCCUGCAAGGUGGCUCUGUACAUAAAGGUAUUUGCUGUACAGGGCCCACUUAGGUGAAGAUGAGAAAAGGACUUGCCUCCAUAGAGUUGUCCACUGACCUCCACCUACAUGCCUUGGCGCUCAUGCCCCUUUCCCAUCAUCAUUCAUUCAUUCAUUCAUUCAUUCAUUGUCUCACACACACCACACACAAAGUUUUUUGAUAUCUAAUUGGAUAAGCUUGAAGUAGGUAACAAAGGACUGAGUUCAGAAUCUUCUAAACAUUAAACAAUCUACUAAGGAGUCUUUGCUACCAGACUUCCAUUUCAAAUUACUAAGCUAGCAGAUGUUACAUGAAAAUAAAAACCUAUUUUGUUUUAUAAUUUGUAUUUAAAAUGGUUUAGUUAACAUAAAAGCCGUUUAAAAUUUUAGCUAACAGUAACCUGUUUUUCAAAAGACAGUUUACUUUUAUUAGUAAUAAAGUAGUGGCUGGUUUGUACCUCAAAUAUAGAGUGCACAAGAUGCUCAGAACUUAAUCCCAAGAAUCAGGAAAAGCUCGGAAGAGGGUAUAGACAAUAGCUACACACUAGAUGCAGAAGAACUGAGCUGAACAUCUCAGAACACUGCAUUAAUGUGGAAAAGUGGUUCCAUGAAGGACGGUGGCUCAUUCUAGCUAUUCCUAAUUAGAUUUUGAGUUAUUUCCAUACAAGUAACUAACUGUUUUUGUUGAAAGAUGUAUUAAUUCUAAACAGUAAUCACAAAGACUCAAAUUCAGAAUACACUUCCAAACAGGAGAUACAAAUGAAUUUAGAUGAAAGCCACAUAGUUUUUUGUGUUAGUUCAUGGGUAGUUUGAAUCUUCUUACAUGGCUUGCAGUGACUUGAUAUGGCACUAAUAUCCAUUAGCAUUAUGCUAACUUCUAUCUAGACUGUCUGUUCUCUGGGUAGUUCUCUUACAUGACAUAUAUCAGUAAGUAGAUAGCCUAGCUACAGUUUACUAAACUAUAGUACUUCAUUAUGUAAAUUUUUGACAUGACCUCUACUAUACAUUCAUUUGUUGGGAAUUUAUUGCAAACAUUAUGUAAUUUACUAAUAGUUAAAACGUAAGACUUUCAUCCACCUCUACUAAUGCUUUGAAAAUCACAAGUAUUGGCAAUUUUAGUUACUAAAUCCUGUAAACUUAGAGUAUUCUACUUGCUAGCAUUAUUGACCAUGUAAUUAAUGAGAGACAACACGAUUCAGUACCCACAAUAACAUCUGUUAUUGCCUUCUGUUGUAGGUACCAUGCUCGGAGCUUACUUACAAAUAAAAAUGUUAGUAUAAUUUAUGUUUAGCUGUUCUUAGGUUCUAUAGUCUUUUACAGUAGAACAUGGGAAGGUGUUCGAAGCUGUUUACAUGAAGUACUUCAUACCAGUGUUGUCACUGUCUGUAGGAACCAAUAUUUAACAGUAGAACAUGGGAAGGUGUUCGAAACUGUUUACAUGAAGUACUUCAUACCAGUGUUGUCACUGUCUGUAGGAACCAAUAUUUAACUUUCUGCUACCUUUGUGAUGGUGAUGUCUUAACUUCAAGAAGUGACUUUUCUCACUUCUUCCAUUAUCUUUAUGUAUUUUUUAAACAAAAUUUAAUUUUUAAAAGCCAUUUUGUUAAAGCCAACAAUAUUUUAUAAGUUCUUUAGAUGUGGUUCUAUUAUCUGCUAAUGAUAAUUUGAAGCAAAUUAUUAUUAUCAUCAUCAUCAUCAUCAUCAUCAUCAUCACCAUCAUUUGGAGACAGAGUUUUACUGGCUUUGCACUCAGAGUCUUCGUACAUUUGCCUCCCACAUUCUGGGAUUAUAGGCAUAUGCUGCUGUGACCGGCUCAGUGCUUAAAAUUCUUAAGUCACUGGUAAUACUGAUCUUUCAUUAUCAUAUUUUUUACUAUACUACAGCUUUCCCCCUGUGUCUGCCCUAGAGUUCAGGUACCAAUGAGUAAUGAAUAUCCAAAAACUAGAUUAAUAAAGUCGGGGACAUUAGUGAGAUGGAGCGAAGGCUAAGUGGACAUGAGUAGUGAGCACCUGACAAGAGCAGACUAGAGACUGGGCGAUGAUAGCCAACACUGUCCUUGCCACCUCCUCAUCCCUGCCCUAUGACACACAUCACUGUAGAGCCCUAUGAUGCACAUGUAGAUGCCUGCACAGGCAUCCUGGGAAGCGUUUGGUUUGAGCUGUUUGAUCUCCACUUAUUGUUCUUUCUCCUUAGCUGACCAGUUACUCUUGAGAGAUUAUUUUUAAUUUCAGAUAAUUGUGUAGGAUAAGUUAACUUAAAGCAUUUUUAGCAUGCACAUGUUAAAAAUAACAUGGAAGUAUAGCUUCCCAAAAUGAAAUGAUAGCUUGCCCAAAGUUUGAAAAGAACUGGAACCUGUCUGAGGAGUCUUAUGGCAAAGAAAGAAUACUGAGUCCCCAGAGAAAAUUAACAACUCAGUUAUGAAGGAAGGGGUCUGUUGGUGUUUGUGAGACCCUAGAGGUCUUCAUUUCUGAAACCCUGUCGGAUUCAUUCCCUCAUGUGUACAGGGAGUGCUUCCCAUAGUUCCUCAACUGUAAUUAAGUAAUUGCAUGUAUAAAACAUAGAUUUCAUCUCACUAGCUUUAUACAGCAAGAUGUAGCCGGAGCACCUGGAACCACAGGCAUGCCUCUGUGCUUUGCUUGCCUGCUUCACUCAGCACAGGUCUGGUUGUUUGUAGGCCGUCAGUGAGAGGGAAGACGCGUCUGCAUCCUGAUUGCUCUGUGUCCACGCCAGUGUGGAUGGAUAAUAUUUUAACCUACUCGUGCCUGAAAUUAGUGUUUUACAACCCGAACAAUUAAAACAUCCUGGUGCUAUUAUUCACUUUAGCAUUGAGUUUCAUUUUUAGUUCUUGAACCAAAGAAUUAGUUUUCUUUUUGGUUGACUGAGAGCUUCUCACAUCUGUGUCUGAAGAAGUGAACAGUUUAUUGACAGCUUCCUUUCAGCAGAGUCCAUGGAAAAUGAAUCUUAUUUAGACUAAUUUUUUUCUGUUAUACACAUUAGUGUGGGCUUUAGUUUUGUACUUUAAUGUAAUGUGGCUACUUUAUAAGGUAUUUUAAUAGGCUGAAGCUACUAAAGAUUAUUGGAUCACUUUUCAUAAGCCCCCCCCCCCGCCCACCUUGGUCUUAAUUUAGCAGUGAAGAAAAAUUAUUCCUAUAAGCAAAGUAUUCUAUUGGACACUUUUAAUGACUACGCAACCAAAUACUAAAAUAAAGGGCAAAUAAUGGGUCCAUUUUUAAUUACAAGUCAAGAAUUCUCUGUGUGUGGGGGAGGAGUAUAAACCUUAAUGACUUUAAAUAUUGAUACAGGUAUUUGCCUAAUGAGAAUCAAAUUAAAGGACAUUUUUAAAAAUAUAAAAUUACAAACACAUGCAUACACAAACGCUUUCCCAAUUGUUAGUCCAAAGGUACGUUAAUUUGAGCAAACAUCCUGUCAGUUGAACUCCACAUCAAAAGCAGUUUGGGUGCUGCUGCUCACCAUACAUGAAAAUUAGAGUCAGAUUGUUUUACAAACUAAUUUUUCAGUGAUUUAUGUAACUGGCAGACUGCAGUCCUCUGGGUAGACUUGUCCAGGUAUAGUACUGCUGCUCAUGGUUGGCUUCUCUGUUCUCUCCUGAAGCUCUACAAACACUUAUCAGUGUUUCCGUAAAACAGAAGCUGCUCCGGCUGAUCACUCAGCCAAACAAGCAACUGCACAGGUGGCUGGGAAGGCAGACAAUCACAUUGAAAAUGCUGUGUCAUUUCCAUCCACGUCAGUCUGUGUCUCCUUGAAUGUUGAUGCCAUAUAUGGUUUUGCAGUGAAUUCUGAAUGGAAAAAAUAAUCAAAUCUAAAUCUUGAAAGGUGACGAGCUCAUGUACAUGAAGUGCGUGUAGAUGAGCAAAUAGGAUAGAAAGCAGGGGAGGGGCUGCGCUGCGGCUCUUGUGAAUGCGUGGCCACUGGAUUGUUUCUUAAUAAUCUCACUGCUUGUCCGAGGCCUAAAAGGCAGAGUGUAGUCAUUUUUCUCAAGUAGGAAAAGAUAGGAGAGAAUUUGCCACUGCUUGUUGUCUCCUGUGUGAUUAUUAAAAAGCAAAGAAAAAUGAACAUAGAAUAAAAGCAACUAAAGAUAUAGAAGGAAGAAAUCCAUCCCAGUCAGAUAUAUAGGAUGAGUGGGCUGUAAGCCCAAGGGCAGACAGAGGGAAACAGAGGGUACUUGGAGGUAGUCUGGCAAGUCUAAUCACUACACCUGUGCCAUUCUGACGCUCCAAAUAUUUGCUAUCUGCUCCAAUUCUCACAUAUCCCUAAUUGAAAAACACUGCUUGCUGUGUACUGUAGGUGCCUAGGAAGGUCCUGUCUUAAACUUGCUUUCGUUCAUCUAUACUGUGUGUAAGUCUGAGGGCAUUUGCCUGCCUCAUCUGCUGUUUUGUUUUGUCUCUUACCCUAAGGAAAACCUUCACUAGUAUUUCCAGUGCUAGUGGUAAUAAGGGCGAGAGUGGGUAAGAGAAUUGUGAGUCCUUUGAGGGGAGGGCGGGACAUACAGUGGGUGGGAACUGUGAGGUAUACUUAAUUGUUUAGAUGAGAUGUCUACACUGGUUCUUCUAAUGAAAACGGACUAUGUAUCUACCUUAAGAACAACAUUGCUUUUAAUUUAUUUUAGUGAUUUUGUUUUAUUCAUGUAAUAUUCUAUUUUCUUUGCAAAUUGCUUUUAAUUUAAAUUGUGGAAUUUUUACUUCUCUUGAAAUGUACUAUGUACUGUAUUUUUAGAAAUCUUAUUUUUAAAUAAAUAUUUUUGAAAAACGUA